Molecule: messenger RNA, 870 nt
Organism: Diaporthe amygdali
Lineage: Eukaryota; Fungi; Ascomycota; Sordariomycetes; Diaporthales; Diaporthaceae
Exons: 3
Coding region: 1-870 (289 amino acids)
Biological process (GO): proteolysis
Molecular function (GO): metalloaminopeptidase activity
Source: RefSeq, a predicted model, not a curated record
AUGCGCACCCUUCCUAAAUCUAUAGAACGCCCUGAUUGGGCCGAGGCCGGCAUACCGGUGCGUGAGAACCGUCUCAAUAGGUUGAAGAUUGAUAUCCUGGACACCAAGGGACAGGAAGCGAUGAGAAAGGUUUGCAGAAUGGCUCGGGAAGUUCUGGAUAUCACUGCCGCAGAGCUCAAGCCAGGCAUCACCACAGAUUACCUCGACGAGGCUUAUCCGUCACCCUUGAACUACAAUCAUUUCCCCAAAUCAUUGUGCACUUCGCCAAACGAAGUCAUCUGUCAUGGGAUACCUGAUCAACGAGUCCUUCUCGAUGGCGAUAUCCUCAACCUUGACAUCUCUUUGUAUCACGGGGGCUACCACGCCGAUCUGAACGAGACAUACUACAUUGGCGACAGAGCAAAAGCCAACCCAGACGCAGUCCGCGUAGUUGAAACAACACGGGAAUGCUUAGAUAAGGCGAUCGAAAUCGUGAAGCCUGGUACUCCCAUACGGGAUUUCGGCAAAGUCAUCGAGAAGCAUGCCCGGUCCAGGAACUGCAAUGUUGUCGCUACUUGGGGAGGCCAUGGUAUCAAUACUGAAUUCCACCCACCGCCAUGGAUACCGCACUAUGCCAAGAACAAGGCCGUUGGGAUAUGCAAACCUGGUAUGACUUUCACAAUCGAGCCGAUACUCACGCUUGGGAAACCUCGUGAGAUUUACUGGCCCGAUGACUGGACAAAUGCCACUGUUGAUGGCAAGUGGGCCGCUCAGUUCGAGACCGGCGUCGAGGUCCUAACUGCGGGCAACGCGAACUCGCCCGGAGGACCUGUCACAGUCCCAGUGGCGUCGAGUGGGACCGCAGAACCCAAUGUCGCAACUGCCACAUAG